This is a messenger RNA of Cordyceps militaris CM01, 981 nucleotides long. Its product is annotated as Activator of Hsp90 ATPase. The transcript is spliced from 4 exons. Gene Ontology annotation, cellular component: cytosol. The record is from RefSeq and is a predicted model, not a curated record. Gene Ontology annotation, molecular function: protein-folding chaperone binding; ATPase activator activity. Gene Ontology annotation, biological process: positive regulation of ATP-dependent activity; protein folding. NCBI's taxonomy places the organism in Eukaryota, Fungi, Ascomycota, Sordariomycetes, Hypocreales, Cordycipitaceae. Bases 1 to 981 code for a protein of 326 amino acids.
AUGGUCCUGCACAACCCUAACAAUUGGCAUUGGGUGAACAAGGAUGUUUCUGCUUGGGCCAAGGAAUGGUUUGAGGAGAACCUAGUGAAGCUCCAGGUAGAGCAAGGCGAUGUCAAGGCCAAGAUCAGCAAGAUCCAGUCCAUGAACGGUGACGUUGACGUUAGCCAGCGCAAGGGCAAGGUCAUCACCAUCUUCGACGUGAAGCUUGUUCUUGAAUACUCUGGCUCUGCCCCUGAUGCCGAUGACGUUUCCGGGACCAUCACAGUCCCAGAGGUUGCCCACGAUACGGAGGAAGAUGAGUAUGUUUUCGACAUCGACGUCUUUGCCGAAUCGAAAGAGAAGCAGCCUGUCAGGGACCUAGUGCGUACAAAGCUUGUUGCUGAGCUCCGUAAAGAAUUUCAGAAGCUUGCCCCCGCUCUGAUCAGCGAACACGGUAGAGACAUUCAGCAUACCGCUGGUUCCAACCCAUCCAGCGGCUUCUCCACACCAAAAACGUACAAUCCGCCCAACAGUGAGACGAAGCAGGCUCCCGCUGCUGCCACCAAGACUAGCACUGGCGGUGUCGUGAAUACUACAACCGUCACUGACAACGAAGAGUUCCGUACGACUGCGGAGGAGCUAUACCAGACGUUUAUUGAUCCUCAACGUAUUGCAGCCUUCACCCGUUCCCCACCCAAGGUUUUUGAGGGCGCUAAGGAGGGCGGCAAAUUCGAGCUUUUUGGCGGGAACGUUUCUGGUGAAUAUGUUGAGCUUGAGCAGAACAAGAAGGUUGUCCAGAAAUGGAGACUGGCUCAGUGGCCUGCCACCCACUUCUCCACGCUGAAGAUGGAGUUCGACCAAAAUGACGUUGACCACGUUACUGUCAUGCGGGUCACCUGGGAUGGUGUUCCUGUUGGCCAGGAAGAAGUCACGAAGCGAAAUUGGCUUGAAUACUACGUCAAGAGUAUCAAGGCUACGUUUGGCUUCGGUACCAUUCUAUAA